This is a messenger RNA of Adelges cooleyi (spruce gall adelgid), 516 nucleotides long. RefSeq lists its product as uncharacterized. The transcript has 4 exons. Lineage: Eukaryota; Metazoa; Arthropoda; Insecta; Hemiptera; Adelgidae. The record is from RefSeq and is a predicted model, not a curated record. The coding region runs from base 1 to 516 and encodes 171 amino acids.
AUGACGUUUAAUAUUACUGGAGAGUUUCGCAUAAAGAUUAAGCAAUAUUCGUCUUGUGAACCUACAAUGACACAUUUGCUGAAAUUUAAUGUAUAUUUAAGCAGGAGGUCACCGACUGUAUUGGAAUUAAAAGGCAACAACACAUUAUUGGUUCCAUUCGACGAUUCGAUAAUCUCAAAUAUUAACAUCGCUAUGAAAGGAUCAAACGGAGGAUGGAUAAAUAACGCUGAAGUGUAUACGAUGAAAAGAGCUUGUUCUAUGUCAAAAUUUUUAUUGGGAAAAAGCUGGACAUCGUUAUCCAAAGCGUUUAAAUACGACAAUAACGGAGAAUGUCCUAUAAAACCGGGCGUUUAUGUGUCAUCCGGGUUUAACCUUGACGAUAUCAACGAUAACGGUUUUCCGAAACAGUAUUUUUACGGAGAAUAUAAAUUCACAAUAAAAUAUGCAAACGACUUGAAUAAAAUGCUGGGAUGUCAAGUCAUUGUUGUAGAUAUUCUUCGUCCGUGGGAAACAUAA